Messenger RNA from Condylostylus longicornis, 1796 nucleotides. RefSeq names its product protein Teyrha-meyrha (gene tey). The transcript is spliced from 10 exons. Bases 154 to 1650 code for a protein of 498 amino acids. Gene Ontology annotation, biological process: protein ubiquitination. NCBI's taxonomy places the organism in Eukaryota, Metazoa, Arthropoda, Insecta, Diptera, Dolichopodidae. Gene Ontology annotation, molecular function: ubiquitin protein ligase activity. The record is from RefSeq and is a predicted model, not a curated record.
UUAACUACACAUACAUAUAACUACAUGCAUAAAUUAUAACAGUAAUAAUAAUAAAAAUAAAAUUUAAUUAUUAUUUAUAAUUAUUAUUCAAAAUAUUUUAAAAAAAAAAUAUUAUCUAAAACUAAACUGUAUAAUAAAAGAAAAAAAAAAAAUAUGGAAAAUGCUACAUUUACACAAAAUCCAAUGUCAAAUGAGGCAUUGGUUGUUCUAUCGGAGGCAGCUUCUGGAUUACAUGAAGUUUUAAGAAAUCAAAGGCCCAUUCAACAUAGGAAUUCCUCAUUUUGCAGUCUUUUUGUACCUAAACAAUUGCUUCCAGAUGCCAAAGAUUUACAUAAUAUGUCGUUAAUGUCUGGUUAUGGAAGUCAUCUUUUAAGUAAUUUCCCACCGCAAUUUUUGCAAUUCAAUCCAACAUUAUUAGCAAACAGUGCAGCAGCUGCUGGGAACUUUUUUUCAAAUGACAGAUUAGUAUCAAAGUCUAUGUUAUCAAAUUUUCAAUUUUCAUCAGCUUUUUCACCACCAAAAUACAUAGGAAUCGAUCAAAAUUUUUUCAACAGUUGUGAAUCACUUCGUACAACAUCAACAAGUCCAGCUUGUACAUCACAAGAUUCAUUAGAAGAAUCAAAUGAAUACAAUGAAGAUAAAAGUGGUAGUCCUAGAAGUAAUAAUUCAGAUCCAAAAGACAUUAGGCAAUUUCAUUUGCAACCAAGUAAACACUGUCCAGUAUGUGGAAUACAGUUAUCAUCAGAUGAUUGGAAUUCACAUUUUUUAACUGAAUUAGAUCGAUUAUAUAAACUGAGCAGUGGAGUUGAAAGACCCCAUUUUAGUAAUGAGCCAUAUCAAAGUCAUGAUGAAUUAAUAAGAUCUAAGCAUAACAGAUGGGAAACUUUCCAACGAAUACAACAAAACCGACAAGGUCGUUUUAAAAUCAAAGUAAGAAAACGUAAACAUGGAAAAGAUUUAUUUUUUAUGGAAAAUUUAUUUUGUCGAUCCUGCCCAAUUUGCAGAAGAAAAUUUGCCUUGGAUCCUGAUAAAGAUGACGAAGAGAAUCAAUCGAAAGAUAAUCAAUCUGAAACAAUUGAUGUUGAAGGAAAUUGUGAAUGUGUAACUGGAUCUGAUUCAAAUCCACAUAGAAAAAUUGAAAAUAAUUAUACAACAGCAGCUGUUGAAAGAGAAGACUGUGUAUCGAAUUCAAAUAAUAUUUGGGACAUACAUCAUAUAUACAACCAUGAUAAAACAAAGUUAGAACAACCAUCUACUACUCAAACACUUUAUAUGGCGGAUUCAUGUGAAGAAAAUAAUUAUGAUCAAUCAAAUAAUAAUGAUAGUGAUGAAGAUAUUAUUGUCGAUGAUGAUAUUAGUAAACCAAUAAUAAAGCCAAAACCAACAAGAAGCGAAGAAAUCAGGCAUACAACAGUUACACCACCCGAUGAUGUGCAAUCCGAACCACAGGUUACUAGUUCUGAAGAAGCUGAAAAUGUUCGUGAUUCACCGAUUAUUGAGGAACCAGUUUCAAAAAUACCAAAAAUUGACAAUCCCAAUAGUAUAAAGGAAAAGGCUGAAAAUGAGGAUUACAAAUGUUUUAUGUGUACAAGACAUUCUAAUACACCUGGUGUUAAACCACUAUUUCAUCCUUGUUGUACUCAUGCUUAAGGACGGUGAUGAUUUUAUUAAUUUUAGAUAAAUUUAAUCAGAUAUUACAUAAAAAAAAACGGCCAUGCGAUAUGAAUUUAAAUUAGUAAAUAUUAAAUAAAGCAAAAUAAAAAAUUAUUAACACACCAAACAAAGUCAUUUAAAUA